Messenger RNA from Phymastichus coffea, 1485 nucleotides. RefSeq lists its product as uncharacterized. Bases 240 to 1466 code for a protein of 408 amino acids. Gene Ontology annotation, molecular function: ubiquitin binding. Lineage: Eukaryota; Metazoa; Arthropoda; Insecta; Hymenoptera; Eulophidae. Gene Ontology annotation, biological process: ubiquitin-dependent protein catabolic process via the multivesicular body sorting pathway. Gene Ontology annotation, cellular component: ESCRT I complex. The transcript is spliced from 5 exons. The record is from RefSeq and is a predicted model, not a curated record.
CCUCCGCUAGUUCACACUCAAAGAUGGCCACGUCUAGUUGAUGAUGAUCUGUCAAAUGUCAGGCAAUUGACGAUUGUCCGAUUAUCAGUGCACAAUGGAUCCAAAGCAAUGGUUUCGUAGGAUUUUGGUUUUGCUAUAAAUUAUACUCUUUGUCUAAAAAUUGAAAACGAAUUGUUUAACACGGAUGAAAGGUAUCAGAAAGAAGCGAGAAGGUUACGUGACGAACAACUGCAAGAAUCAUGUCACGAACGUCGGCGAGUUCGCAGUGCGAUUCAGUCGCUGCUUACAUGGAUGGAGUUCAGGUAAAAAUCGCAGAGGCCUACAAACCACCCAAAAAAAUUGUUGUUCCAGCGGCAUAUUACAACAAAUUACCUGAUGUUUCAAAAUACACGUAUGAUUUGAGUUUGGAAAAAAGCGUACUCGACAAGAUGAAAGAAUGGCGCAAGGCUAGAUCAUCUUAUAUAGAGGCUAGAAAAGCUCGAUUGGAAAAGAAACGUAAAAAGGAAGCUGAAGAAGAAGCUGAAAAAGUUUCUUUACCAUCUUCUCCAAAUCCUGAUUCAUCUCCUUUAACCCUGAAUCCAACUACUUCUGAAAUUACUGCAUCAUUGCCACAACUUUACACUUCACCAACGAAUGAAUUUCCAAAUCAUACAGGAAUUAAUGGAGUUGAUUACUCUGCACUUGAUUAUUCACUUGUUAAUGCUUUUGAUAAUGACACAAGUAGUCCUUUUGACAAUAUGUUAUUGAAAGCUAUGAAUAAUACUGAAGAAUUAGCUCAGGUAUUACAGCCCACAACAGUAGGAGUUUCACAUACUGUGCCUCAGUGGCCUACUGCUACAAAUCUUGAGGAUAUGAUGAACAACAUGUCCAUGAGUAAAAAUGUAGAUGAAACAAAAGAUGGAAACCAAAUUGCAAGAGACUCAGACAGAAUGAAUGAAUCUACUAGUAAUAAACGCACAGAUGCCGUGUUUUUAAUAAUUCAGGAACUGCAAAGGGAGUUGGAUCGACCUAAUGCUGAGAACCGACAACCUUGGCCGGAUCUGGAAUGUCCUCUAGUAGAAGAAACUCCAAAAACCUCGAAGCAAAGUUCUUCUGUUGGUCAAAAAGAGUUGGCAAGGACUUUAGCUGAUUUGUCACCUGAAGAACAAAAUAUGGCUAAACGUUUGAGUGACAUGGGUUUUCCUUUGUAUAGAGUUGCUCGUGCUCUUUGUGAUUUAAAAGGACAAGAUAAUAAGAAAAUUAUAGAAUAUUUGUUAGCUAUACAGUCUCUCGAAGACAAUGGAAUGCCUGAAGAUGAUGCUGUAAAAACUUUAGCAUUAUUCCAGAACGAUCAGCAAAAAGCCAAAGCAUAUUACAAAAGUUUAUGUUAUCUUAGAGAUUUAGGAUUUCCUGAAGACAGAGCAUCAAUGGCAUUGUUGAAGUGUAAUAUUGAUAGAGACAGUGCUUUAGAUUUUUUAAUCGCUUAAUUCUGUGCUGUUGCAAUAA